UAAAUGGGAAAGCAAUCUAAAGGUACUUAUCAAUUAUUAUAAUGAAGUCUAACAAAUGCAGAGAUAAAUUGCAGAUACAUCCUCUUUUAUAGACGAUCAAAAGGAACUUCCAGAUCAGUUGCUGUCAUUAAAAAGAACAAUAUAGAGCAAACUUUAAAGCUAUCAACAGGCAUAAAUAACCUUAGAGUAGAAGGUUUUACAAUUGUAAUAAGAGUUAGAAAUUUGUUAAUAAAAAUUGAAAUAGGAAUAAAGUUAAUAAGUAAUAUAAUAAUAAAUAUGGAGUGUUCUGAAUCCUAAUUCCAAGAGUAGAAGUACACCCCUAGUGAGGAAAUCUAAAAAUUAACAUCUGUACUUGAAAAGUAUAAAAAUAUAUUACUUUCUUAGAAAGACCUAGGAAUUGUUGUUUUUCUAGCAAUAAUUCGAACAGCAAAAGUAGUCUGAUUCGGAUCAUUCAAAAUAACUUGAGGAAACAAAAUCCUAGCUAAAUGCCGUUAAGCAAAAUUUAAUGAAAUACAAAUAAUAAUUGGCUGAAACCUAAUAAGAGAAAGUCUUGCUUCAGGCUAAAAUGGCUGAAUAACAAAAAUCAAUUAAAGAAAAAAACUCUGAAAUUCAGAAGGGAUAAGAAUUAAUUGCAGAGCUUGAAUAAUAUAAUCUUCAAAUGGAAGAAACCAUUUCUUAAACACUAGAAUAAUACAAACUAUAACACUAGCAAACCAAGCAAAGCUAUGAGAAAGAGAAAAAAUUGAGAUUAGAACUUUAAGAAUAGAUAAAGGAACUAAAAUAGGAAUUAUAUAAAUUUCAAUAAGGAAUAGGCAAUCUUUAAUCAAAUGUAUCAGAUAAAUAGCAAUAAUGCUAAUGCAAAGAAUAACUAUUAAAAAAUUAAUGUUAUAUCGAGGAAUUAUAAUAAUAGAUAGCAGAAUUAUAGUUAUUAAAAUUGGAACAAGGAAUACAAAAAAAUCAAGAAUCAUUAACCAAUAUUUAAGCAAGUAGAAGAGAAACCUUGACUGACUUAUAUAAAAAGGAUGAGACUAGUGCUAAUUAAAAAAAUAUUAAUUAAAAUGAAUUGGAGGAAUAAAUUCUUCGAUUAACUUCUGAGAAAAUUAAAAUAUCUAGAGAUUAUCAAAAUGAAUUAGAAAGAGUUCUUAUGGCUAAUGAAGAAUUGGAGAAAAAAUGCACAGUGUUGCUAUAUCAAUUGGAAUAAAGUAAAAUAACAAUAGGGGAAAUAUUCAAUGCUGCUAUUGAAAUUGGAGGAACUACCUUAGUUGACAAACUUUAAAUAGCAUUCGGCAUAAUAGAAUGA
Messenger RNA from Paramecium octaurelia, 1300 nucleotides. Lineage: Eukaryota; Ciliophora; Oligohymenophorea; Peniculida; Parameciidae. The record is from the annotation of a GenBank genome assembly.